GCCAGUACGCAACCAGUCAGGGCAGACGGGCACUGGAGCAAAAUAUUCAUCCACACUUAACAUGUCAAUCAGGAUUAAUACCCCUACAAUCCGCCCCUCUAGGUUCACCAGGACUUUCCACAAGUGAAAAUAGCUCAAAGUCUAGGAAGAGGGGGUAAUAUAUAAAGCAGGACAGGACAGGAACACAACACCAAAGACCGCGGCGGUUUCAGUAGCGCACAACAACACACUGCGUCGCUUGGAUUUGUCUUUCACGCUUCUGCGUCUCACUCGGUGGCUGACAAGCAAAGAUGAGUGAUUACUCAGACUUUUCAAGAGCCUGAUGCCCUUCGAGGAUGUCAAAGCGCUCAAAACAAACGCACUUCUGCGUUUCAUUAUUUAACAUCCCGCGUCCGAUUUGCUCAUGAAAAACUUUCUGAGGCUGUAGAUAAAAAAAAAUAUAUAUAUAUAGACAUAUAUAUUUGCAGAUAUCUCCCGCGGCGCACUGUUAGGAGGACAUCAGAGCUAGUCAGCGCAUUACUUGUCUGCUGUCUGUGGCCACUUUCCGAGAUGGAGCUGAAAAGCGCAUUUCGUAUGCUUUUCUUCCCGAUCCAAAUGUUCUAUCACAUAGUCCGGGCAAGUUUGUUGUCGCUGUUGCCAAGCAGCAAGAAGGACUUAAGUAAGGAGGUGGUAUUGAUCACUGGUGGAGGUCGAGGGAUUGGACGUCACCUGGCCAAGGAGUUCGCCAAGCAAGGAGCCAAAAAGGUGAUCCUUUGGGGCAGAACAGAGAAGUGUUUAAAAGAGACAGUUGAAGAAAUCUCCCUCUCUGGAUCAGAAUGCUGUUACUUUGUAUGUGAUGUGGCCAAUCGGGACGAAGUGUACAAACAAGCCAAGGUGGUGAGAGAAAAGGUUGGAGAUGUUACGAUAUUAGUGAACAAUGCAGCUGUCGUGCAUGGUAAAAGUCUGAUGGACAGCGAUGACGAUGCUCUUCUAAAAACUCAACAUAUCAACACCUUGGGACAGUUCUGGACAACAAAAGCUUUCCUGCCUCGAAUGCUGGAACUACAACACGGCCACGUAGUGUGCAUUAACUCCAUCCUGUCCCAGUCCCCAAUCCCUGGGGCCAUAGACUAUUGCACCUCUAAAGCCUCAUCACUGGCCUUCAUGGAGAGCUUGACACUUGGCCUAUUGGACUGUCCUGGUGUCGGCUGCACCACUGUGCUUCCUUUCCACACCAAUACAGAGAUGUUUCGGGGUAUGAGAGUCAGGUUUCCUCAGCUCUUUCCACCACUUAAACCUGAAGUAGUUGCCCAGAAGACUGUUGAUGCUGUCAGAACCGACAAGGUCUUCCUUUACUUGCCCUGGACAAUGCACGCCCUUGUUAUACUUAAAAGCUUCAUGCCGCAAGUUGCCCUUGAGGAAAUCCAUAGGUUCUCUGGGAGUUAUACCUGCAUGAAUACAUUCAAAGGAAGGACAUAAAUCUGGAUUGUACACAUCUCGAGAGACUUUUGUGUUGAAAUAAAGGGAAUAUGGACCUUAAAGCAAUCAAAGGUGGAGGAUUUCUUUUGAAAUCGAAGAUGAACACUUAAGGAACAUAAAAAGUUGCUGCUUCUGCAUGUAGAAGUAAGCGGUAAACUACAUGAAGCACCUCCCUGUGUGUACAUGUAUAAAGCAGAAUCCAUGCAUCUGUACAAGCUGUUAUUCUGGGAAGGUUUUUGUGACACAUUUACUAUUUUUACAAUUUUUAAAUCCUUUUUAAUGGGUGUUAAGGAAAACAAAGUAAUAAAACUGAGUUUUAGAAAUAAGAUGUCUUUUAUGUUUAAAAUGAAAACACCAAGUAUCCACACAGUAUUAUGUGACUGGGUUGUGAUUCUCAAAGUGUGAUAGGAGUUGAAUUUAUUCUGAGCACAAGGCAGUGUCAAAGAUGUCAAAAACAUAACACAUUCUCUUGGGAGCUGCAUGAGGCGUUUGUUUGGUCUCAGCUUUCAGAAAACACUGUAGGUAUGCAAGGUAAUGUAAUUCUCAAUGAAAAAUAAUGAACCCAAAUCAGAUCAGUUUGGCCCUCCACAUGUGGGUAAAAUGGUUUUGCACAAAAUUCAAUUAAUAUGGACAGGCAGUGAGACCGCUGAAGUUAUUGCUCCCAGCAGUUAUCAUGAGGCUUUUAUUAUUCAACAAAAAGAAAUUUUAUUUAUUUAAGGGGAAGAUGAUAAUAUAUCAAAUUCGAUUUAACCAGUUUGACUCGUACCCAGACAAUGUUAAGAUGUCUGGAAAAAUGGUACAUUUGUGUUUGCAGAUCAAACAAACCCCCAGAGGCAGAUAUAAUAGAAGAAUGGAACAAUGUGGGUUCUCUUUAGCAUACAAAUCUGAGCACAUUCAAAUACUGUAAUUCAAAACACGUGGAAAGAAGAAUAACACAAUAGAUAAGAUUUGACUAAAUUCACAAUUACCUUUUUAAUCAAUGUGUCUUUUUUUCACCCUGAAGAAUAAAAUUCGGAGUUGAGCUUGGAAGAUCAAUCAACACCUUUUAGUCUUAAGAAAGUUAAACAGAUCCUGCAUGUUCUAUAAAUCCGCAAGGAUCUUGGAAUUAAACAUUGCAUUGACUCACAAGUGCCUUAAACCACGUUUGAGUAAAUGACCAUUGAUUUUAUCUAAAGAGGCUGUGAAAUACGGAGCCGGUAAACAAGUUAACUCCAGCCUGGUAGAUGAAUACUUUGACAUUUUGGUAAACGUGCUGAUUAACUUCCAUGCCUAAGGUUAUAAGUGAAUAUCAAUACUGCUCUCAUGUUUCUCCCAUAACUGAGAAGCUAAUUAGCUCACUGUAGCAUUGUGGAGGCGGGGGGGGGGUCUGUGCUAACCUGGCUUUUUCCAGAGGGAAAUAAUCUGCCUACUGAAAGUGAUAUUGAUUACUUUAUCUAAAUCUUAGCAAGAUAGUGUGAGAAGCCCACUGUAUCUUCCUACUUUCUUAAUUAAUUUGCAUUGAGGGCAAAAUACCAUCUCAAGCACUUCACUGUGUUCUGCCAGACAGGCUUAGGGGAAGGCUCAGAGAUAAUAAGUUGUAUUUAUUUUCUGUUCUCUCAACAUUUCAUGUCACUCAUUUUAGUCAGCUUUGCAUUUACUGCAAACUAAAUUUUAAGUGUGGCAGCAUAAAAGUAGCUAUCACCAUUUGUUUUUGAUUUGUUUACACUGAAGGUAUUUUCAUAGUCGAUGUAAAAUGGAGUCAAGUUUCCUGUCUUUAGUUACACCAACACCCAAAUGGGAAAGCUAUUUAAAUUAAUGAGCAUCAUUACGUUUUAUGCUUUCCAUUCUCUUUUACAUCAGAACUAAAACAAAGUAAAUCUGACUUUGUUAAUAUUUGAUGAGAUGAUUAUAAGAUAUUCUUUACUAAGGUUUAUCACAGAGAAAACAAGCUGUAUUAAGAGUAAGCUGCACCUUUUUUAAUUAAUUUUGUUGAGCUCAGUUUUUUUUUAAACUGAAAGACUUUUCCUGCCAUCUUCAUAACUUAUUCUUAAAUAAAACACAAACUACCAAAAACUAAACACCAUAUGACAAUAAAUCUACUAGAUGUUAUGUAAAUUACAUAUAUGCAUCAUAUCUCUAAGAACUACUGGCAUGAGUUUUGUUAUAACAAAGUUCGUUACCAAACAUAUUUAUAGACUUUUCACAUUUUGCUGCAUUGCAACCAGAAACUACAGUAUAUUUUUGGGGAAUUAUGUGAUGAGCCGACACAAAAUAAUGCAUAAUUCUGUAGCAAUUAUGCACUAUUUUGAAAUGUUGGGCAAAGUAUUAAGCUUCCUUGCAUCAAUAGGUUUUACAUCCUCUGUUUGCCAUUUACAGGCGGAAGUCUUUUCAGAUAUGUUUCUACUUGCUUUGCCCAGGUAUAGAGAGACACUUUUUCCAUUCGUCUUUGAAAAACAACUCAAGCUUAGUCAAAUUGGAUGCAAUCGUGAAAUUUAGUUUGUUUUCCUUCAUAUUACCAAUCAAAUUGGUAAUAUCUGGACUUUGACCAGACCAUUAUAACAUUUUAAAUCGCUUCAGUCUAACCAUUCCAUUGUCACCCUGGAAACAUGAUUAAAGUCAUCCUCUUGGAAUGUGAA
Poecilia latipinna (sailfin molly) is the source of this 4073-nucleotide messenger RNA. RefSeq names its product short-chain dehydrogenase/reductase 3. Bases 550 to 1458 code for a protein of 302 amino acids. Gene Ontology annotation, biological process: retinoid metabolic process; regulation of retinoic acid receptor signaling pathway. Gene Ontology annotation, molecular function: all-trans-retinol dehydrogenase (NAD+) activity. Gene Ontology annotation, cellular component: lipid droplet. NCBI's taxonomy places the organism in Eukaryota, Metazoa, Chordata, Actinopteri, Cyprinodontiformes, Poeciliidae. The record is from RefSeq and is a predicted model, not a curated record. The transcript is spliced from 6 exons.